AUGAGUUGCGUGGAAAAGGAUUGUCGAAAUUACAUUGAAAAAGUGAGACGAUUAAGACUUGGGGAAGGGGACGCCACCGCAAUACAAACGUACUUUUCAAAAAUGCAAGCACAGUGCUCGGGCUUUUUCUUUAGUAUAGAUCUGGAUGAUGAUUCCCGAUUGAAGAACAUAUUUUGGACAGAUAAUCGCUGUAGACAAGCGUAUAAGAAAUUCGACGAUGUUGUUACAUUUGAUACCACUUACUUGACAAAUAAGUACGACAUGCCGUUUGCCCCUUUUGUUGGCGUUAAUCAUCACGGACAAUCCAUACUGUUGGGUUGUGGAUUGGUAUCGAAUGAAGACACAGAAACUUUUGUGUGGUUGUUUAGAACAUGGCUCCAGUGUAUGCAUGGACAAGCACCGCAGGGGAUAAUUACCGAUCAGGACAGGGCAAUGCAAAAUGCAAUUCAAACAGUUUUCCCGAACACAAGAUAUAGAUGGUGUUUGUGGCACAUUCUGAAAAAGUUGCCUGAGAAGUUUGGACAACACGAAAAUAAGGCAUCAAUAUUUGGAUCGAUACACAGAUUGGUAUACGAUUCACAGUUUGUCCAGGAGUUCGAAGAAGGUUGGGCUGGUAUGAUUGAUACGUACGGCUUGCAUGAGAACGAUUGGUUGUCCGGACUAUAUGCAAACAGAGCUCGCUGGACAUCAUUAAAGCAAUUUGUCAAACAGUAUGAGCGAGCACUACGCAGUAAAGUUGAAAAAGAGUUCCAAGCUGAUUUCAAAUCAUUUGCGCAAACAUUACCGUGUGUCACAGAUUAUGAAAUGGAGCAGCAGUUUCAAUCAGUUUACACUAUUUCUAAAUUCAAGGAGGCUCAGGCUGAGUUUACGGGAAAGGUUUACUGCGAUCUCAUCUCUACUUCAGAAGGACCCUCAGGGACGAUGUAUGAGAUGUUCAUAAAAACCAUGACGGAAAGCUCUAUUGGGAUGCUAGCUCCAACCAUGGAGAUGUUGGGAUUCAAGAAUUUUAGUCAGAAUCUUGUAUUUGCAUACUCUAUAAUGUAUACACAGUUUAAGGCUCAUCUGAUGAUGUUCUAG
This is a messenger RNA of Olea europaea var. sylvestris, 1077 nucleotides long. Its product is annotated as protein FAR1-RELATED SEQUENCE 5-like. Lineage: Eukaryota; Viridiplantae; Streptophyta; Magnoliopsida; Lamiales; Oleaceae. Bases 1 to 1077 code for a protein of 358 amino acids. The record is from RefSeq and is a predicted model, not a curated record. The transcript has 3 exons.